Closterium sp. NIES-65 is the source of this 3495-nucleotide messenger RNA. The record is from the annotation of a GenBank genome assembly. Lineage: Eukaryota; Viridiplantae; Streptophyta; Zygnematophyceae; Desmidiales; Closteriaceae.
AUGUUCGGUUUCUUCGGGCGGCCGCGGAAUGAGGACAAGACGCCGCCCAAAAAGAACGCAAACAAUCGACCAGCAGCGGCCACCAAGAAACCGCGAACCGCGGGUGCUGACGUGGCACCGGGAGCAGAAGGCGCUUCGGAUGGAACCGAUGUCGGGAGCGUCUUAGGCGAGUUAGGUAUUGCGGUUGAUGACGGAGUCACCGCGGAGACUCUGCGCGCGCAGGCGAAGGAUCAGCGCGCCAAAGCUUCCGCGAUGCGCGAGGCGGGGCUGUACGCGGGCGCGCAGAAGGCGCUGAAAGCCGCUCGCGAGCUUGAGAAGCGCGCCAAGGACAAGGACGACUCCGCCGCAGUCGCCGCCGCAACCGCCACCGCAACCGCCGCCGCAACCGCUGCCGCGCUUGCGGGCGCGUCCCGGGAGGCGGAAGAGAUAGCGCAGGAAGCCAUGGCGCGCGGAAACGCGCUUGGCGCAGCGGCUGGCGCGCGCGGGGCGGGAGGGAAACGCGUAGCGGCAGCGAGAUCUCGCGAGGCGGAAGCGGAGGCUCGAUCCGCGGGUGCGGGGAAAGCGGGCGGGGCGGGUAAGUCCGGAGCUGCAAGCGCAAGAGCAGGGGAGCGCAAGGUCGCGGCAGCGGAAGGCGUGAAGGCGGAGCGGAAGGGGCUAGCGCGGUUGAACGCUGGUGGGGACGACGACGGGGAGAUUAUGGCGCAACUGCGCGAUCUGGGUUGGGCGGAACCAGCGGGGGGAGCUGGCGGCGGGGGCCUUUUGGCCGGACUUGAUGACGUGGACGGGGCGGCGGCGGAGCAGGACGAGGUGAGCGCGGCGCGCGAAGCAGCAGAAGCGCAGGUAUUGGACCUAAAGCGCAAGGCGAGGCAACUUAAGGGGCAGGGGCAGGUUCAAGAGGCGCUGGCGGAACUAAGAAAGGCUAAGAAGCUUGAGAAAGAAAUAGAAGACGGUUCGUUCUUAUUAAACCUAGCGGACGGCGCGGAGGGAGGGCAUGAUGACGAGGAGAAACGGCUGCUCGCCAGUCUCGGGCUGACAAGUGUCGAUGACGUGGCACUAGUGGAGGAGACGGAUUUAAGGAUGGGGGGGAUGGGGAGAGGUGGCGGAGGUAUGGGCGGAAGAGGCGGAGGAGCGGAUCUAGACCUGGCGCAGAUUAUGUCUUUAAUCGCUAAUAUAGGAGACGAGGAGGAGGAGGAGUGGGGAGGAACGGGGAUAGAUGGUGUUUCUGGAGGGGGUGGAGGGGGGAGGAGGGGAGGGCGGGGAGGGGGUGACUAUAUGGGAGGUGCUUAUGAUGAUGGGGAGUGUAUGGAUGAACUGAAGGCACUUGGGUGGGAAUCAGAUGAGGAAGGGGAUGAGGGAGAGGGAGGAGGAGAAGGAGAGAAGGGAGGGGAGGAGGAAGAAGAGGAGGUGGAUGUAGCAGCAAUGCACGCAGAGGCGUUGGAUUGGAAGAGGAAAGCGGUGGGCUUUAAGAGAGAGGGGCGGAUGGGAGAGGCGAUGGAGGCUUUAAGGCGCGCCAAGGGCCUAGAGGCGCGGAUAGAGGCGGCUAUCAUGCUGGGCGCGGGAGGGGAUUCCAUGGGCCGUGAUUCUUCUAUGGGGCGUGGUGGUGCUGCUUCUGCUGCAGCAACGGAAGUGGAUGUUGGUGGGGAUGGUGAUGGGGAUGAGGACGAGGAUGAUCCGGACAUGCUUGCUGCUCUCGCUGCUGCUGGGUGGGUGGGAGAAGAGGCGCGGGAAGCAGGGAAGGAAAAGGAGGAGGCUGCAGAGGAGGAAGCAGCAGAGUCAUUACAUGAAGAGAAGGAGGGGGGAGAAGGCAGGGGAGAUGGAAGGAGAGGAGGAGAUAGGACAGAUGUAAAAGGAGAAGGUUUGCAAAAUGAACAAGGGGAGGAGAAAGUGGAGACAAGCCCUGCCGCCCAGGAGCCGGAAACUGCCGAGGAACUUGAGGCGGCGGCGCGGGAGUGCAAGCUGGCUGCUGUGGGGCUGAAGCGGGAAGGGAGGCUCGGGGAGGCCUUGGAUCAGCUGAAACGAGCCAAAGAACUGCAGGCUCGGGCAGACCAGGCUCGGGUGGAACAGGCUCGGAAUGGAAAGUCUGAGGAAGAAAAUAUCGGAAACUGUGAGAGGACUAGAGAGGUCGUUGGUAGUGCCAGCGGCGUUAGUGGUGGUGGUGGUGCUUCUGCUGCUGCUGAUGAUGCUGGUGGCAGCGGCGGUGGUGGUGGUGGUGACACGAGUCAGUUGGGUGCAGGAGUGGAUAAUGGAAAGCCCAGUUUUGAUGGUGCUAUUGGUGGUACGUUUGGUGGUGCAGAUACGAGCCAAUUGGGAGCUGCAGUGAUUGCUACUAGCAUGGCGCCUGCUGUUGCUGCAUUGCUUGCUGCCAUGCAACAGCAACAGCAGCAGCAGCAGCAGCAGCAGCAGCAGCAGCAGCAGCAGCAGCAGCAGCAGCAGCAGCAGGGAGAACAGGAGCUGUUGAUAGGAACAUCAAGAAGCAGGGAAGUAUCACAGAGUGCAGUUGACACAGCUGAUGCAGUUAAUGAAGUUCUUGCACCUGAUGCAUUCAAGCCCUCUGCAGCAGCAGGAUCAAUGCGCAGCACAGCAGCAGCAGCUACGGAAUCAGCAAGAGAAACAGCCGCAACAGCCGCAACAGCCGCAACAGCAGCAACAGCCGCAACAGCAGCAGCAACAGCAGCAACAGCAGCAACAGCAGCCACAGCAGCAACAGCAGCCACGGGAACUGCACAAAAGGAUGGAGAAGGAAGCGAGGGAGGGGAGAGCAGCAGGGAAGAGAUGGAGGCUGAAUUGCAGGCGUGCAGGAGAAGGGCGGUGGGUUUCAAGAGGGAGGGUAAGCUGGGGGAGGCAUUAUCUGAGCUCAAGAAGGCAAAGGCACUAGAGAAACAGCUGGCAGAGACAGGUGGUGGCAGCGGUGGUAACAGUGAUAACAACAGCAGUAACAGUGGGUUCAGCUGUAACACUGGCCGUAGCACCGCUGCCAGUGCUCCUGCUGCUGCUUCUCCUGCUGCUCCUCCUCCUCCUGCAGCUGCUGCUGCUGCUGCUGCUGCUGCUCCCAAGCCCUUGAAACCUACAGCACCCCAGAGACGACCCGCCCCUCUUCCUCCUCCCUCCUUCAUGUCCUUUGGUCUAGAGGAUGAUGAUGAUGAUGAUAUGGGUAUAUUCGACGAUGCUCUCAUGGCGAACCUCCGUAGCCUCGGACUCGCCGGACCUGCUCCAGGCGGCCGCCAGACCAGCCAGCCUGCUUCGGCCAAACCUGCUCCGGUCAAACCCGCUCCAGCCAAACCUGCGCCUGCUGCCAAGUCAGGUGGUGGGGUGAGUGGGAGCGGGAGUGGGAGUGGGAGUGUGGGUGGGGUUGUGAGUGGGGGAGAAUUACAGUCGCUGGAGCAGCAGGUGAUGGAGCAGAAGAGGCGGGCCGUUGAGCUGAAGAGAGCUGGAGACACGGCGGGGGCCUUGGCUGCUCUCAAGCUCGCCAAACAGCUGCAGGCACAGAUGGGUUGA